This is a messenger RNA of Zygotorulaspora mrakii, 2889 nucleotides long. RefSeq names its product U2 snRNP complex subunit HSH155 (gene HSH155). The record is from RefSeq and is a predicted model, not a curated record. Gene Ontology annotation, molecular function: mRNA binding. Lineage: Eukaryota; Fungi; Ascomycota; Saccharomycetes; Saccharomycetales; Saccharomycetaceae. The coding region runs from base 1 to 2889 and encodes 962 amino acids. The transcript has a single exon. Gene Ontology annotation, cellular component: U2-type prespliceosome; catalytic step 2 spliceosome; U2 snRNP. Gene Ontology annotation, biological process: spliceosomal complex assembly.
AUGUCUUCAGGAACAACUGGUAAAUAUCAGUUAGGAGGGCAGCAUAGUAUUCCCUCAGAGCUUAGGGAUGCACUUAGGGAGGAAUCUGCACGAAGUACCGAAGAUGACGUACUGAAGCAAAGAAUACAAAGUAGAAGCACCUAUGAUAAGAAAAACAAUUACCAGAAACGCAUAUUUGACCUUAAAACUCACUCCACAGACCUAGACAAUGUGAAGAGGCCGCUUACGGCAACAGAUGAAGAACAAACUGAGAAACGACUUCAUAAGCGAAGUAGAUGGGAUGUCAAGACAUAUGAAUUACCAGAGCAUUCGGAAGAUGCAGAGAAUGCUAUCAAGGAGAAACUGCUUAAGGAAGUGCCGGAUAUGCAUAACAUACGUUUUCUCAAAGAUUCAGAUCAUAAACAUUUCGCAGAUAUUCUCCAAAACGUCUCCGAAGAACAGUUGACGAAGGAAGAAUUGAAAGGAAGAUCACUUUCACUUUUACUCUUAAAAGUUAAAAACGGGAAUACUACGGUCAGAAAAACGGCACUUAGAACAUUAUAUGAGAAAUGUAAUGAUUUUGGUGUUCAAAUGCUCUUUGAUCGCCUUUUGCCUAUUCUUUUGGAUAUGACAUUGGAAGACCAGGAAAGACACCUCAUGCUUAAAGUUGUUAGUAGAGUGCUCUAUCAAUUGAAAAAUAGCAUAAGUUCAUAUACCCACAAAAUUCUAAUAGUUGUCUCGCCUCUUCUGGUUGAUGAAGAUUCUUUGGCGAGAGAAACCGGUAGGGGAAUAAUAACGACCUUAUCACAUGCUACUGGUCUAACAAGCAUACUCUCUGCGGUACGGCAAGAUAUUGACCAUGAAGACGAGUAUGUUAGAAAUAUCACAGCUAGAUCCUUGGCUGUCGUUGGAAAAGCCUUAGGAGUGACACAAUUAUUGCCAUUUUUAAAUGCUGUCUGCAAAACCAAGAAGUCUUGGAGAGCUCGUCAUACAGGAGCCAAAAUAAUUCAGCAGUUAGGAAUAGCAUUUGGGAUUGGAAUAUUGCCUCACUUAGAAAGCCUGUUAGAAUGCAUUCAAGGUGGACUUGUAGACGAACAUAUAUCCUUGCGAAUUUUAGCUGCAAAUACAGCUGCUACUCUAGCUCAAAACUGCUACCCAUAUGGUAUCGAAGCAUUUAACAUUAUGCUAGAGCCUUUGUGGAAAGGAAUCAGAUCACACAGAGGCAAAGUUCUUGCCUCAUUCUUGAAAUGUCUCGGCUCGUUAAUACCUUUAAUGGACGCUGAAUACGCUGGUUACUACACUCAUGAAAUAAUGAGAGUUGUUAAGAGAGAACUGAACUCUCCUGACGAUGAGAUGAGAAAAGCGGUUUUAGUUGUUCUUCAAAAUUGCUGUCGCACGGAGGGCGUGACCCCAAAAUAUUUAAGAGAAGAGGUAGCAUACGAUUUUUUUAGAUAUUGUUGGACAAGACGUACAGCCUUAGAUCGCCAAAUCAAUAAGAUGGUAGUGUACACAACCGUUGUUCUUUCAGAGAAAAUUGGUGCCGCCUACAGUUUUGACAAACUAAUGAAGCCUCUAAGAGACGAGGCAGAACCAUUUAGGACCAUGGCAGCGCACGCUGUCUAUAGAAUUACUGCGUCCCUAGGAACUUCCGGAUUAUCCGAGCGCUUGGAAGAAAGACUUAUUGAUGCUCUAUUAAUUGCAUUCCAAGAGCAAACCAAUAGUGACAAUGGUGUUCUCAAAGCUUUCGAAGCUGUGGCAAGAUCUCUCGACAAAAGUAUGAAACCAUAUUUGUCACCUAUUAUUAGCACAAUUCUUGACCGCUUGAGACACAAAUCUUCAACGGUACGACAACAAGCUGCUGAGCUAUGUGAAAUUAUUAUACCCGUGAUAAAAUCUUGUGGAGAGCAGCAGAUGCUCGAUAAACUGUCUGUGAUCCUUUAUGAGUCGUUUGGAGAAGUAUAUCCAGAAGUUCUUGGCUCCGUUUUGGGUGCGAUGUCAAAUAUUAUUUCUGCAACUGAUAUAUCCACUAUGCAGCCCCCAAUUAACCAAAUCCUACCCACGCUUACCCCAAUUUUGCGAAACAAUAACAGGAAAGUUCAAAUAAAUACAUUGGAUCUUAUCGGUAGGAUUGCUACCUUAGCACCACAGUAUAUUCCACCAAAAGAAUGGAUGAGAAUUUGUUUCGAAUUACUAGAAAUCUUGAGAAGUACCAAUAAAGCUAUCAGAAGAAUGGCUAAUGAUACGUUUGGAUUUAUCGCCAGCGCCAUUGGUCCUCAAGAUGUAUUGGUUGCUUUGUUGAACAACCUGAAAGUUCAGGAGCGUCAGCUGCGUGUUUGUACAGCAGUUGCUAUAGGCAUCGUUGCAAAAACCUGCGGUACUUACACAGUUUUACCAGCGUUGAUUAACGAAUAUAAAACACCCGAAACGAACGUUCAGAAUGGUGUUCUGAAGGCCCUCACAUUCAUGUUUGAAUACAUUGGGGAUAUGUCUCAGGACUAUAUAUAUGUCAUAACUCCACUUUUGGAAGAUGCACUUACUGAUAGAGACCUGGUCCAUCGUCAAACUGCCGCUGAUGUUAUCAAGCAUUUAUCAAUCAAUUGCAGUGGUUUAGGUUUGGAAGAUGCUUUCAUUCAUUUGCUUAAUCUUUUGUUACCAAAUGUUUUCGAGACGUCACCUCACGUGAUAUCUCGUAUUUUAGAAGGUUUAGAUGGACUUUGUCAUGCCGUUGGCCCUUCAAUAUUUAUGAAUUAUGUUUGGGCUGGAUUAUUUCAUCCUGCGCAGACAGUCCGUACUGCUUUCUGGAAAGUUUACAACAAUGUGUAUAUAGAAUACUGUGACUCACUAGUCCCGUAUUAUCCACUACCAGAGCGAAAUGACGUUUUGGUAGAGGAGUUGCAGAUGAUUGUGUGA